Messenger RNA from Volvox carteri f. nagariensis, 1524 nucleotides. RefSeq lists its product as uncharacterized. Gene Ontology annotation, molecular function: intramolecular lyase activity. The record is from RefSeq and is a predicted model, not a curated record. The coding region runs from base 90 to 872 and encodes 260 amino acids. The transcript has 8 exons. NCBI's taxonomy places the organism in Eukaryota, Viridiplantae, Chlorophyta, Chlorophyceae, Chlamydomonadales, Volvocaceae.
AAGAAGGUGUCAGCAGACAACGAAUAUCUGUUGUUCCCGGAUAUAUAGAAACGCAGGAUUUCUCUGGACUUCUUGAGGAUCGUUGCAAGAUGCAGCAGUCGUGCCGCACUAGCCUGCGCUCCGCGCGCCCGGCGUUUGGGUCCCGACCCUUCCAGGCAGUGUUUCGCCCAAGCUAUGCGGGCCGCAGGACCUUCGUGCCCGUGCGGGCCUCGUUGACCGUCAAGGACGCGCAGUCAGGUGUCGAGUUCCUGCUCGCGCAGAAGUUCUGGCAGGGCGAGGCGUACCGCUGCCUAGGUGCCGCAACGCGAUCCAAGCAGAUCGUGUUCGUCAACGUCAAAGUAUACUCGGUGGCCGCCUACGUGGAGGCUGAUCGAGCCGCCAAGGAGCUGGGUAUCCGGGAGAGGGGCGGCUUCUUUGAGACGGAUGACGAUUACUGCUCCGCCAUCUUGGAUGGGGCAUUCAACAAGGUCCUGGCGCUGCACCUGGUCCGCGACGUGACGGGGGAGCAGUUCACGGAGGCGAUCAACAAGAGCCUGGCGCCCCGCAUGCAGCUGGCGGGUGACACUGCCUCCCUGGACAAGUUCAACGCCUUUUUCAGCAGCAAGAACUUGGUUAACAACACUGAGGUGCUGCUCUUGUGGAGCAUGGCUGGAGACCUGGAGGUGCUCGUCACGCCGCCAGUCACAGCUCCCCAGGAGUACGGCCAGGCUACGCCCGAGCUGCGCAUAAGUAGCCCGGCUCUUAGCCGCGGGCUGUUCGAGAUCUUCCUGGGCAGCAGCCCCGUGGUCCCGGAGGCACGUGCCGAGUGGGUCAAGGGCGCCAAGACGUUGCUGGAAAGCGAGAACGUGAAGCGUGCGUCGCGGAAGGCUUGAAUUAGCACCGUUUGAACUACCCCGGGUAAUAUGCCGCAUAGGCGCCACCGCUCUUAAAGGCUGUUUUGAUUUGUGGAUUAAGUGGCUGUGCUUUGGAUGUUCACUGUGCCUGUUUGUGCUAGGCAGGAUGGUUGUUGCUGAUGAUGGUGGCGGCGGUAGUAGUGUGGAAGCAAGUUAUCAGAUUGCAGGAUGUCGCUGCAAGGAUGUGAUGGAUGUGAAUGUGUGCCGUAGAAAGGCGGGCGGUGUGAACCCGAGGUUCUGGCAUCGGGUUUGUGCUGUUGCGAUGGAGAGAAGUCUUAUCGUGGAACGGAGGAUAUGAUUGCGCGAUUCCAUUGAACUCUGCGGAUGAGCUGAGGGGGAUGUGGCGGAUGCAUGCGGACCGAGGGCAGGAAAACGCAACCGAGAUCGGAAUGUUAAGCUCGUUCAGGGGCCGCUGGACAGUCCGUAGGCAGCAGGUAAUUAGGCAUGGCACGACGCAUUGGUCGCAAUUUUGCAUGGGACGCUGCAUUUUCCUCAUGUUGCAUGGGGGCAACAAUGCCCCACGGGACUUACUUCAGAGCAAGCACUUGGCUCUUGUUAAGCUAUAAGAAGCUAGGAAUGCAAGGAUGGUUGUCAGCGCCUGUGAGUUGUGCAUCUGCAACUGGCUGCUGCC